This is a messenger RNA of Puccinia graminis f. sp. tritici CRL 75-36-700-3, 351 nucleotides long. RefSeq lists its product as uncharacterized. The transcript is spliced from 3 exons. The coding region runs from base 1 to 351 and encodes 116 amino acids. Lineage: Eukaryota; Fungi; Basidiomycota; Pucciniomycetes; Pucciniales; Pucciniaceae. The record is from RefSeq and is a predicted model, not a curated record.
AUGUUAAUUUUGUACUCAAACUUACUAGAAUUGCAAGAAGAGUUUGGUAAAUUUAAGCCACAUUCGAAAUCAACCAAGGUCCUCCAGGCUUGCUUCAAAGCAGUAGAUGAACAAUUGGGCAAACAAGGAGAGAACAACCAUAUUCCUCAAACGAUAGAAAGGCUCCUGCAUCAUUUUUGGUUCAUUAAUGCUACAAUACUCGGCGCUUUGGGCUGUGACACUCUACAACCUGAUUUCAAGAAACAGCAAAAAUUGGCUCGAACGUUUUCCGAUUAUUUUUUCUCCAAAGGGAAACGCCAAAGAUUCAAAAUUCAAAAUUUGGAUGCGAAAAAUGAAGCGGACCGGAUAUAA